GUCGUCCGAGAUCAUUGAAAGCCCCGGCCUCCAUUCUUCUCGGGCCCGACACACGACCCACGUUUGUCAGCAGCCCUGCUCUGUCUCCGGCUCGUGCUGCCGGACCGAUCUGAGUUUCUUCGCCCGCCUUGGUCGCCACGACUCACGACUUUCAGGGUGAGAAAGAGAGGGAGUCAAGGGUUUGACGCACGCUUUUGACCCUUUUACCCUUUUGUCACCUUGUAAGAGAGGUAUUUGUUUUUUUCUUCUUGGAGUGGUAAAUUGCAAUUUCUGGUCUGGCUGAUUGCUUUGAAGAUUAAAUUUUAUUGUCAUGGAAGAGAGUAAGAAUUCUGUUGCUGAUAUAGUGCCUAUUGUGUCAAAAAUAACUGAACACAAAUUAAAUGGGUCUAAUUAUAUUGAAUGGAGCAAGACUAUCAAAAUUUAUUUGAGAAGUGUUGCUAAAGAUGACCACUUGACUGAGGAACCUCCUAAUGAUCACACUAGAAAACUUUGGAUGCAAGAUGAUGCACGGUUAUUUCUGCAGAUGAAAAACUCUAUUAAUAGUGAUAUCGUUGGUCUGCUGAGUCAUUGUGAAUUUGUUAAAGAGCUAAUGGAUUAUCUUGAUUUUCUGUACUCUGGAAAAGGAAAUGUAUCUCGGAUGUAUGAUGUAUGGAAUGCUUUUCAUUGUCCUGAGAAGGGAGCUAAAUCCCUCACUGCAUAUUUUAUGGACUUCAAGAAGGUAUAUGAGGAAUUGAAUGCACUUAUGCCUUUCAGUCCGGAUGUUAGAGUACAACAGGCUCAACGGGAACAGAUGGCUGUUAUGAGUUUCUUAUCCGGUCUCCCAUCUGAGUUUGAGACUGCAAAAUCUCAGAUUCUUUCUGGUUCUGACAUUGGUUCCCUUCAGGAAGUUUUCAGUAGAGUUCUACGAACUGAGAAUGUCUCAUCUUCUCAGCACACCAAUGUUCUUGUUGCAAAAGGAGAAAAUGCAGAAAAUGCAAGAAGGGUGAAUAACAGGGGCGGAAACAGGGCAUUUGAAAAUCGGGGCAAUGAUUCAAGUACAACAAUUGUGUGUUUUUACUGCCAUGAGGCUGGCCAUACCAAGAAGAACUGCAGGAAAUUGCAAAAUCGAAAUCGGAGAAUUCAAACUGCCAAUGUUGCUACAUCUGAUACUGCUACAUUUUCAGACUCCUCAAACAAGAUCGUCACAAUGACAGCAGAGGAGUUUUCUAAAUAUUCACAGUAUCAAGACGCACUGAAAGCAUCUACUCCUGUUAGUGCUCUGGCAGAGUCAGGUAAAACAUGUCUUGUCUCCUCCUCAAACAAAUGGAUAAUUGAUUCAGGUGCCACAGAUCAUAUGACAGGUAAUCAUAAAACCUUCUCUACCUUCAGAACACAUUCUGCUCCUCCUGUUACUGUUGCUGAUGGUUCUACCUAUGAGAUUAAAGGGUCUGGGACUGUGAAACCAACAUCUUCUAUUACGUUAUCUUCUGUGUUAAACUUACCAAAUUUGGCCUUUAACCUAAUCUCUGUCAGUAAACUUACCAAAAAUCUGAAUUGUAGUGUCUCAUUUUUCCCUGAUCAUUGUGUGUUUCAGGAUCUUAUGACGAAACGGACAUUUGGUAAAGGACAUGUAUCUGAUGGGCUCUAUAUUCUUGACGAGUGGGUACCUCGACCAGUUGCGUGUGUCAGUACUGCCUCUCCUGUUGAAGCUCAUUGUCGGUUAGGACAUCCUUCUCUACCGGUGUUGAAGAAAUUAUGUCCUCAGUUUGAUACUUUACCUUCAUUAGAUUGUGAGUCGUGUCAUUUUGCGAAGCAUCAUCGUAGUUCUUUAGGACCAAGGCUUAAUAAACGGGCUGAGUCUUUGUUUGAAUUAGUACAUUCUGAUGUUUGGGGUCCGUGUCCUGUUACUUCUCAAACUGGGUUUCGAUAUUUUGUUACCUUUGUGGAUGAUUUUUCUCGAAUGACUUGGAUUUAUUUUAUGAAGAAUCGUUCAGAAGUAUUUUCUCAUUUUUGUGCCUUCUCUGCUGAGAUUAAAACCCAAUAUGAUGUGUCUGUGAAAAUAUUACGAAGCGAUAAUGGAAAAGAAUAUGUGUCUAACUCAUUUCAGAAUUACAUGAGUCAAAAUGGGAUUCUUCAUCAAACAUCUUGUGUUGAUACUCCUUCUCAGAAUGGGGUUGCUGAAAGAAAGAACAGGCAUUUACUUGAGACAGCUCGUGCCCUCAUGUUCCAGAUGAAGGUUCCGAAACAGUUUUGGGCUGAUGCAGUUUCCACAGCUUGCUUUCUGAUCAACCGUAUGCCCACUGUAGUGCUUAAAGGUGAUAUUCCGUACAAAGUAAUACAUCCACAGAAAUCACUUUUUCCACUGGCCCCAAGAAUUUUUGGAUGUACAUGCUAUGUUAGAGAUACAAGGCCUUUUGUUACUAAACUUGAUCCUAAGGCGUUACAGUGUGUUUUCUUGGGGUACUCAAGACUGCAAAAGGGCUAUAGAUGUUUCUCGCCUGAUCUCAAUAAGUAUCUAGUAUCAACGGAUGUUGUGUUUUCAGAAGACACAUCAUUUUUCUCUUCACCCACGAGUUCUGCAAGUGAGGAGGAUGAAGAAUGGCUUGUGUAUCAAGUGGUUAAUUCAAGACCAACUGUUGGGCAAUCAAGUGUGGUCGAUUCUGAUGCAUCUCUUGCUCCUUCGGGUCCUGUUGUUCAUAUUCCUUCUGCUCCAGCCAAACCACCAAUUGUUCAGGUGUACUCUCGGCGCCCAGUGACAACCGAUACAUGUCCUGCACCAGCUCCUUCGUCAUCUGAUCCUUCCAGUGAUCUCGACCUUCCUAUUAGUCUUCGGAAAGGUAAACGGCACUGCAAAUCUAUCUAUUCCAUUGCUAACUUUGUGUCUUAUGAUCACCUGUCAUCUUCCUCCAGUGUCCUUGUAGCUUCUAUAGAUUCUAUUUCCGUACCUAAAACUGUUACAGAGGCCCUGAAUCAUCCUGGUUGGAAGAAUGCAAUGCUUGAAGAAAUCUGUGCAUUGGAGGAUAAUCAUACAUGGAAACUUGUCGAUUUGCCUCAAGGAAAGAAAGUUGUUGGCUGCAAGUGGGUCUUUGCGGUAAAAGUUAAUCCUGAUGGCUCUGUGGCACGAUUGAAAGCCAGGCUUGUAGCUAGAGGAUAUGCUCAGACAUAUGGAGUAGACUAUUCUGAUACUUUCUCUCCAGUUGCCAAACUCAAUUCAGUUCGACUAUUUAUUUCUAUUGCUGCUUCCCAACAGUGGAUGAUACAUCAGUUAGACAUCAAGAAUGCUUUUCUUCAUGGUGAUCUAGAGGAAGAGGUCUAUCUGGAGCAACCUCCUGGGUUUGUUGCUCAGGGGGAGUAUGGGAAGGUUUGUCGUCUGAAAAAAGCUCUCUAUGGAUUGAAGCAGAGUCCCCGUGCUUGGUUUGGAAAAUUCAGUAAGGAGAUUCAAGCAUUUGGCAUGAACAAGAGCGAGAAAGAUCACUCCGUUUUCUACAAGAAAUCAGCUGCUGGUAUCAUACUUCUUGUGGUCUAUGUCGAUGAUAUAGUUAUUACAGGAAAUGAUCAUGCAGGAAUCUCUGAUCUUAAGACAUUCAUGCAUUCCAAGUUUCAUACAAAGGACUUGGGUGAACUGAAGUAUUUCCUGGGAAUAGAAGUAUCAAGGAGCAAGAAAGGGAUGUUCUUAUCACAAAGGAAGUAUGUGCUUGAUCUGCUUAAAGAGACCGGUAAGAUAGAAGCAAAGCCAUGUACUACCCCGAUGGUUCCUAAUGUACAACUUAUGCCAGAUGAUGGAGAUCCCUUCUACAACCCUGAAAGGUAUCGGAGAGUGGUUGGGAAGCUGAAUUAUCUCACCGUGACGCGACCAGAUAUUGCAUAUGCAGUAAAUGUUGUUAGUCAGUUCACAUCUGCGCCUACAAUAAAGCAUUGGGCGGCUUUAGAGCAGAUUUUGUGCUACCUAAAGAAGGCUCCUGGUCUAGGCAUACUAUAUAGUAGUCAGGGACACACUCGCAUUGAGUGUUUUUCUGAUGCGGAUUGGGCAGGUUCUAAGUUUGAUAGAAGAUCCACUACAGGUUAUUGUGUAUUCUUUGGCGGGAAUCUAGUGGCUUGGAAAAGUAAGAAGCAGAGUGUUGUAUCCCGUUCGAGUGCAGAAUCUGAGUACAGGGCCAUGGCACAGGCUACUUGUGAAAUCAUAUGGAUACAUCAACUCUUAUGUGAAGUGGGAAUGAAGUGCACAAUGCCAGCAAAGCUUUGGUGUGACAAUCAAGCCGCUCUUCAUAUUGCUGCGAACCCAGUCUAUCAUGAAAGAACCAAACACAUUGAGGUCGAUUGUCACUUCAUUCGUGAAAAGAUUGAGGAAAAUCUAGUCUCUACUGGCUAUGUGAAGACUGGAGAGCAACUUGGGGAUAUUUUUACAAAAGCUCUAAAUGGAACUCGAGUUGAGUACUUUUGUAACAAGCUGGGCAUGAUCAACAUCUAUGCUCCAGCUUGAGGGGGAGUGUUAGCUGUAUAUAUCUGUACAUACCA
Vitis vinifera (wine grape) is the source of this 4494-nucleotide messenger RNA. RefSeq names its product retrovirus-related Pol polyprotein from transposon RE1. The coding region runs from base 311 to 4459 and encodes 1382 amino acids. The transcript has a single exon. The record is from RefSeq and is a predicted model, not a curated record. Gene Ontology annotation, biological process: DNA integration. Gene Ontology annotation, molecular function: zinc ion binding; nucleic acid binding. NCBI's taxonomy places the organism in Eukaryota, Viridiplantae, Streptophyta, Magnoliopsida, Vitales, Vitaceae.